Molecule: messenger RNA, 701 nt
Organism: Anopheles maculipalpis
Lineage: Eukaryota; Metazoa; Arthropoda; Insecta; Diptera; Culicidae
Product: putative lysozyme-like protein
Exons: 3
Coding region: 1-678 (225 amino acids)
Biological process (GO): negative regulation of cAMP-dependent protein kinase activity
Cellular component (GO): cytoplasm; nucleus
Molecular function (GO): cAMP-dependent protein kinase inhibitor activity
Source: RefSeq, a predicted model, not a curated record
AUGAAAUCCACCGGUACGCAACGAUCUGCAGUAAAAGCUGAUAAUGAUCGUGCCACAGCGAACCCAACUGGUGGCAAAAGUCACGGCUGGGUUGGUUCUGCUGUCAGCAAAUCAGAUGGCGAUCAACUGGCUCUGGCCGGAUACCAGCAGCGAGCAGUGCCACUUCGUAGUAGGCCCCGCAAUCAACGCGUUCUGCGCCAUCGGUAUCAGGAGCAUCUGCUGGAUCAACCGGCCCUACACACCGUUGCAAAGGCUAAAAUGAUGUCACGGUUUACACGCAUUCAAGUGUUAAGCAUCAUCAAAUUAGCAACCAUGGACAAGCUACGCGAAACGGCUGGUGCAGGUGGACCGAAUGACCCGACGACCGCUCAGCAACGACUGUCUACGGAAGGUGGAGCAGGAGGAGCAACAGUAGCAGGAGGAGGAGGAGGAGGAGGAGGAGGAGGAGGUGACGGAUGUUCCGAUGAGUAUCACCAUCAGUUCUAUAACACCGGCCGGAUAGGACGCAGAAAUGCGCUGCCAGACAUCCUGGGGACGCACUGUACAACGACAACGGCCGACCUGUCGACGCAACUGGGUGCUCUCUCUACCUCGGACUGUACCGGCAAGGCAGCCGACGCAAGCAGCAUAGCAUCCGGAAAUAAUGGUCAACCCCCGCCGACGACAACCGCAACGUAAAAGCCACCUGAUGCCUAUGGUCG